Cetraspora pellucida is the source of this 2062-nucleotide messenger RNA. The record is from the annotation of a GenBank genome assembly. Lineage: Eukaryota; Fungi; Glomeromycota; Glomeromycetes; Diversisporales; Gigasporaceae.
AUGAGUUCUAAUUCUGCGCAACAUCCCGUAUGUGCUGAGGAUAUUCGUUCUAAUUAUCGUACAAGAGGAUAUCUUCCCAUAGAGAAUUAUGGAUUAAUUGGGAAUAUGAGAACAGCUGCAUUAUGCGGAACAGAUGGAUCCAUCGACUUUAUGUGUUAUCCAAAGUUUGAUAGUCCUUCAAUUUUUGCAAGACUUUUGGAUAACCAAAAGUUAUUGCUAAGGUUCUUUUCUUUAAUGUUCGUAGGACAUUUCUCGAUUAGUCCAACUGUCUAUACGAGCAAUAAACAGCAAUAUCUCCCAAAUUCUAAUAUUUUAACUACUCGAUUUCUCUGUGAAGAAGGUGUCAGCGUGAUCACUGAUUAUAUGCAUAUCCCGGAAAGAAGUUAUCGCAUUCCUCCCGUAAGAACUCUGCUACCAUGGCUAAUUAGACACGUUGAAGUAGCUCGAGGAGAAAUUUCUUUUCAUCUUGAAUUAUUUCCAGCUUUUAAUUAUGCAAUGGAUUCGCACUCGGCCGAAAUAAUUAAUCACAAGUCUCACCCUGACCCUAAAGAGACUACUUCUUUUGUUGGGAGUCAAUGUAUAAACUUUAUUUCAAAAGAUUUACAGAUGGAUUUUCGAUAUGUCGUGAAAAGUGGUGAAAGUGCUGCUCCACAUAUUGAAUUCAAAUUAUUGAAUCACGAGGAAUCUAAAGGACCUUGUGUGGUUGCAGAUUUUACUUUGAAAGAAACUCAAGAAGUUAUAUUUAUUUUUCGAGAAAUCUCUAACACAACAGAUAGUAACAACGAAAAUGGAUGUGAUACUAAUAUGCAUAAAUCUUUGAAUCCUAAUAUUAGUUAUUCAUUGUUAAAAUCAAUCUUUCGUGAAACUUUGCAUUUUUGGCAAAAUUGGAUUGCAAAAUCAGCUUAUAAAGGUCGAUGGAGAGAAUAUGUACAUCGAAGUGCUCUUACCUUAAAACUGUUAACUUAUGAACCGACUGGUGCAGUUGUCGCAGCACCAACUUUUGGGCUUCCAGAAGCAAUUGGAGGCAAUAGAAAUUGGGAUUAUCGAUAUACAUGGGUCAGGGAUUCCGCAUUUACAGUCUAUGCUUUGAUGAGACUUGGAAUGACAGAAGAAGCAAAGCAUUACAUAGAAUUCAUGGAGGAAAGAUGUCAAGAUUUGAAUCCGGAUGGAUCAUUAAAUAUCAUGUAUAGUAUUGAUGGUGAAAAACGAUUAAUCGAAAAAGAACUUAAUCAUUUAGAUGGAUAUCGAAGUUCACGUCCUGUACGUAUAGGAAAUGGUGCAUAUGAUCAUAUUCAAUUGGAUAUUUAUGGUGAAUUACUGGAUGCCCUAUAUUUAUAUAAUAAAUAUGGUAGUCCAAUCUCUUAUGAUAUGUGGGUUAGCAUACGUAAAUUAGUUAACUAUGUAUGUGAUAAUUGGAUGAUUAAUGACAUGAGUAUUUGGGAAGUCCGUGGUGGAAAACAGAAUUUUACUUAUUCCAAAAUUAUGUGCUGGGUUGCUGUAGAUCGAGGAAUUCGAUUAUCAGAAAAACGUGUAUUCCCGUGUCCAGAAAGAAAUAGGUGGUUACAAGUUAGAGACACAAUUUAUGAAGAAGUUAUGGCCAAGGCGUGGAAUCCUAAAAGAAAAAUUUUCACACAAUCUUAUGAAGCCUUAGAUUCUUUGGAUUCUUCAGUGUUGGUUAUGCCUUUAGUAUUCUUUAUUAGUCCAACUGAUCCAAGAUUUUUAAGUACUAUGAAACAGAUUCAGAUGCCACCUGAAAAAGGCGGACUUUCAGUAAAUAAUCUUGUUUUUCGCUACAACAAUCUCACCACGGACGACGGAUUAAGUGGAGAAGAAGGAUCUUUUUCCAUGUGUACAUAUUGGUUAAUCGAAGCAUUAACACGUGCUGGAAAAUAUGAUCGAAAUUUACUAGAAAAAGCAGAAUUUACAUUUGAACAAAUGAUUGGAUACGGAAAUCAUUUAGGAUUAUAUAGUGAAGAAAUUGCAAAUGGUGGUGAACAUUUGGGAAAUUUUCCUCAAGCUUUUACUCAUAUUGCCCUUAUUAGUGCUGCAUUCAAUUUAGACC